AUGAAGUCAGCUAAAGUUUACGGAGCACCUCGCUUCGCAGACACCACUAUGCGUCCUGUAUCAGACAGGGAGACUGAACAGGGCAGCUUCGCUCGGUCGUCCAGAAGCGACAAGGACAACCAAUCCUUCUCCCUCAUCUUCGGCGAGGGAGAGCGACCACUCGACGUGGUGUGGAAGGACACGGAGGAGGCGGAGAUGUGGUACACUGGCAUGCGUGCUUUGGUGGAGAGGAACCGGCGUCCUAAGUCAGAGCGCCUAGGGCUGAGCCACCGGCGAUCCGCGUCCAUGACCCUGGAUGAGCUUCGGGAGUGGUCUCCCGACAUGUCGCCCUUCCGACAGAGAGUAGAGUCAUCCCCCCCAGUGGAACCCAAUGAAAGCGGCAGCCUUGCCGACUAUAGAAGCCCCCCUGAGAGCCGAGGCACAGGCAGAGGCGAGGGCAUGGGCUUGGACACCCUCACAGGAGCAGAAGCAGGAGCAGCAGGAGGGGCAGGUAGCAGUACAGGAAAUACCAGUGCUGCUGCCAAUGCUGGUACUUCUUCUAGCCCUGCCAGUGCCAACUUUCCGUACGCAGCAGCACCGGCCCCAGGUCACAGCACAGUCAUUCCCUCUACUUGGUCAGCCGAUCGUGCCGAACUGCUCCCCGGGCUGCCCGUGAAAAGUUUUUACAGUGGGUCGAGCGACGGGUCUGGGUAUUUACCCAGUGCGACGAGCAGCAGUACAGGGGACGACGGGAGCGAGGUUCUGGGGGAUUUGUUUAUGUGGGGAGAAGGGCUGGGGGAUGGGGCGUUAGGAGGGGGCGGAUUGAGGAAACGUGGGGCGAGCAGUGCGAUUCCGAUCCCUGGAUUUGAUUCGGUGGUGCCGAAACCGUUGGAUGCAGGAGUGGUGCUGGAUGUGUGCCACGUGGCAUGUGGGGAGGGGCAUGCAGCGCUGGUGACGAGGCGAGGGGAGGUGUUCUGCUGGGGGGAGGAGGGAGGGGGGCGGCUGGGUCAGGGGCGUGAGAGGGACUUGGAACACCCGAAGCUGGUGGAGGGUUUGGAUGGUAUCCCUAUGGAUGAGGUCGCCUGUGGCAGUUUCGUCACACUCGCUCUCUCUAGGGCAGGGGAGGUGUUUCUCUGGGGGGACGGCCGCAAGGGCAGGGGCCUUCUGGGGGAGGGCGGAUACGAGGACAUGCCCCAGUGGGUGCCCAGGCGUGUGGGGGGAGCCCUGGACGGGGUGUAUCUGGUGCAGGUGGCAUGUGGGCCGUGGCACGUGGCGGCUGUAGCAGCUACAGGCCAGCUGUUCGCGUUCGGAGACGGCACGUUUGGAGCCCUUGGGCAUGGAAACUGCGACAUUAUCUCAUCGCCCAAGGAGGUGGAGUCCCUUCAAGACAUGUGGGUGUCCCGCGUUGCCUGUGGCGUGUGGCACACAGCAGCAGUCGUGCACGCCCCCGCCACUGCAAGCACCCCUUUCCCCCUUACCUCCUGUUGCCCCCCUCAAACACUCCACUACAGCAUUAUCUCAUCGCCCAAGGAGGUGGAGUCGCUUCGAGGCAUGCGGGUCUCCCGCGUUGCCUGCGGCGUGUGGCACACUGCAGCAGUCGUGCACGGUCCCAGCACUGCAAGCUCAGGCACCACCGCAGCAAGUGACACUGCAACGAUCCCCUCAGCGGGAACAAUUGAAGGCGAUUCUGCAGCAGCAGUGGGGACAGUAGCAGCAGCGGGGGCGGGAACAGGGGGAACAGGUGGAUUAGCUGGGGUCGGCAUGGCAGGGGGCGUGGUAGCAGGGGGUGUAGCAGGCGGGAGGCUGUACACAUGGGGUGAUGGAGAUAGGUACAAGCUGGGUCAUGGCGACAAGCAGCAGCAGCUGCUGCCCAAGGCAGUAGACGCUCUCAGCCAAGUUGACAUCUCUCAGGUAUUAUUCCCCAGCCAUCCCUCCCAGUGCCGUGAUGCCAUCCCUCCCUCAGCCGCCCAUCGCUCACCCUUCUCCCCAUUCCCCUGGUACCCCCUUAGCAGGUGGCAUGCACUCACGCCAUCAGGCCAUGUGUACGCCGUGGCUUGCGGGCAGGACAUCACAGUAGCGCUCACGCCAUCAGGCCAUGUGUAUGCCAUGGGGUCAGCAGCUCAUGGACAGCUGGGGAACCCCCAGGCAGACGGCCACACCCCAGCCCUUGUGUCUGGACCCCCACUAUUUAAGCAGAUCAAGCAGAUUGCAUGCGGCACCCACCACACAGCAGCCCUCACUGCAGCGUCAGAUAUCCUCUUGACACCCUUUUCCCCUCUUGUCCCGUUGCCCUUUCCAGCCCUUGUGUCUGGACCCCCACUAUUUAAGCAGAUCGAGCAGAUUGCAUGCGGCACCCACCACACAGCAGUCCUCACUGCAGCGUCAGAUAUCCUCUUGACACCCUUUUCCCCUCUUGUCCCGUUGCCCUUUCCAGCCCUUGUGUCUGGACCCCCACUAUUUAAGCAGAUCGAGCAGAUUGCAUGCGGCACCCACCACACAGCAGUCCUCACUGCAGCGUCAGAUAUCCUCUUGACACCCUUUUCCCCUCUUGUCCCGUUGCCCUUUCCAGCCCUUGUGUCUGGACCCCCACUAUUUAAGCAGAUCGAGCAGAUUGCAUGCGGCACCCACCACACACCAGCCCUCACUGCAGCGUCAGAUAUCCUCUUCACACCCUUUUCCCCUCUUUUCCCGUUGCCCUUUCCAGCCCUUGUGUCUGGACCCCAACUAUUUAAGCAGAUCGAGCAGAUUGCAUGCGGCACCCACCACACAGCAGCCCUCACUGCAGCGUCAGAUAUCCUCUUGACACCCUUUUCCCCUCUUGUCCCGUUGCCCUUUCCAGCCCUUGUGUCUGGACCCCCACUAUUUAAGCAGAUCGAGCAGAUUGCAUGCGGCACCCACCACACACCAGCCCUCACUGCAGCGUCAGAUAUCCUCUUCACACCCUUUUCCCCUCUUGUCCCGUUGCCAUUUCCAGCCCUUGUGUCUGGACCCCCACUAUUUAAGCAGAUCGAGCAGAUUGCAUGCGGCACCCACCACACAGCAGCCCUCACUGCAGCGUCAGAUAUCCUCUUGACACCCUUUUCCCCUCUUGUCCCGUUGCCCUUUCCAGCCCUUGUGUCUGGACCCCCACUAUUUAAGCAGAUCGAGCAGAUUGCAUGCGGCACCCACCACACAGCAGCCCUCACUGCAGCAUCAGACCUCUUCACUUGGGGCCAGGGCAGUCACGGCCAGUUGGGGCAUGGAGACGUGCGGGACAAGGAGACCCCCACGAGGGUUGAAGCCAUCAAAGAUCAGCGUGUGCUGUCGGUGAGGGUUCAUGAGGGUGGGGUAUGGAUGGAGGGUGGAGCAUGGCGCAUGGAGGAUGGCGCAUGGAGGAUGGCGCAUGGAGGAUGGGGCAUGGAGGAUGGCGCAUGGAGGAUGGGGCAUGGAGGAUGGCGCAUGGAGGAUGGCGCAUGGAGGAUGGCGCAUGGAGGAUGGCGCAUGGAGGAUGGCGCAUGGAGGAUGGCGCAUGGAGCAUGGCGCAUGGAGGAUGGGGCAUGGAGGAUGGGGCAUGGAGGAUGGGGCAUGGAGGAUGGCGCAUGGAGGAUGGUGCAUGGAGGAUGGCGCAUGGAGGAUGGCGCAUGGAGCAUGGCGCAUGGAGGAUGGCGCAUGGAGGAUGGCGCAUGGAGGAUGGCGCAUGGAGGAUGGCGCAUGGAGGAUGGGGCAUGGAGCAUGGGCCCUAUUUUGGAACCAGCAUCACGAGCUCAUAUCUCUGUCACUCUCUCUCUCCCUCUCCUCUCUCACUAUCACUCCCUCUAUUACAUUCACAUUCCUCUCAUUCACUCCCUCGAUUACAUUCACAUUCGUCUCAAUCACUCCCUCUACUACAUUCACAUUCCUCUCAAUCACUCCCUCUAUUACAUUCACAUUCCUCUCAAUCACUCCCUCUAUUACAUUCACAUUCCUCUCAAUCACUCCCUCUAUUACAUUCACAUUCCUCUCAAUCACUCCCUCUAUUACAUUCACAUUCCUCUCACUCACCCGCUCUAUUACAUUCACACUCCUCUCAAUCACUCCCUCUAUUACAUUCACAUUCCUCUCAAUGACUCCCUCUAUUACAUUCACAUUCCUCUCACUCACCCCCUCUAUUACAAUCACACUCCUCUCAAUCACUCCCUCUCUGUUCUCCACUGCAGGCAUCCUGCGGGCCAGCCAGCACAGCGGUGUCCUGUGGGCCAGCCAGCACAGCAGUGGUGUGUCAGCACAGGCAUGCACAGGGCUCAGACCACCACCACUGCACACUCUGCCGCCAGGCCUUCUCCUUUGCCCGCAUCCGCCACCACUGCUACAACUGCUCCCUCCCCCCAUGAUGGGGGGUCAGCACUGCCCCUCCCCAUGUGGGGGGCGGUCUCUCCGCCUCCUCUAUUCGCCUCCCUCGUUUCAAGUCAAGCCUUCGCUCCCAUGACUUACCAGUAUCCCCAGUACCCCCAUACGCAGGCACAACAGCAGCAACAGCAACAGGCAGGGCAGCAGGCCAGCCUUCGCUCGGUGGCAGGCUUGGUGAUAGGCUCGGGCCGGCGGCCGUCCAGUCCGCUGAUGUGGCAGUCGAGUAAUAGUCCGUUGGGGGCGGGGAGAGCGGCAAGUCCUACGGGAGCUCAGGUUGCUGCUGCUGCUGCUGCUGCCGCUGCAGCUAUGAUAGCUGGUAGCAGUGCUGCUGGCGGUGGUGUGGGUAGAGGUGCUGCUGCUGGUGGCUUCCCUGUGAUUGGUGGAGUGGGAGUGGAUCCUUGGGAUUGGAGGCAGCAGGGGGGUGCGGUGGGGAGUGGGGAGGCGCGGUGGAGAAAGGCGAAGGAGGAGGCAGACAAGGAGAUUCAGAGACUGCGAGAAGAGCUACGAGUGGUGAAAGCUAGGAGUGCGGAGGUGGAGAGGGAGCGGCAGGCAGAGAGGCGGCUAGCGAGCAAGCAGGUGGAGGCAGCCUUCUCAGCGGCCAGCAGGGCUGCUGCUCGUGCUGCUGGCGCUCGUGACGUCAUCCAACUGCUCUCUCAGCAGCUCACCACUCUCACUCAAGAUCUCCCUGAGGGCAGCACCAAGCAAGUCAGCCUCGCAGUGACCUCCCUGCCAGCUGCUGUGGCCUACACAGGCCCGCUCCUCUUCCCCAUUCUCAUCCCCCUCCCUUUCCCCCCUCCCCCCCCUCUUCACUCCUGUCCCUCUUCUCCCCCUUUCUCUUCUCCCUCCCCCCACUUCUUUUUCUCCCUGCCCCCCAUCCAUACACAGCUCACCUCGCUCACACAAGCUCUCCCUGAGGGCAGCACCAAGCAAGUCAGCCUCGCAGUGACCUCCCUGCCAGCUGCCGUGGUCUACACAGGCCCGCUCCUCUCCUCCACCUCCAUCCCUCCAACCCUAACGGAGCUCCCUCCACAACAAGUUACCAGCACUGCCGCUGUGUUGGCUCCAGGACAGGCAGUAGCUGAAGGGGGGCCAUGUGGGGAGGGGGCACGUGGGGAGGGGGCACGUGGGGAGGGGGCACGUGGGGAGGGGGCACGUGGGGAGGGGGCACGUGGGGAGGAUACAUGUGGGGAGGGGUUGUGUGGGGAAGAGGCACGCGGGGAGGUACCAGGUGGGGCUGAUUGGGUGGGUGCUACUAGUGGCACUGCUCCAUCCACUGAUAUGGGAGGUGCCGCUGCUGCCGCCGCAGCUGCAGCUGCAGCAGCAGGGAUAGCUGGGAGGGACGGUGAGUCCGUUGCAGCAGCUGCGGCUGCGUUGGCCGCGCUGCGGGUGGAAGAAGAGUUGCGGGAAUCUUCUGAGGGAUGGGAAGGUGCACAAGACGUGGCAGAAGCAGCAGUAGAAGCAGAGGUGCCUGAAGAAGUAGCAGCCAAAAGAGCAGAAGCAGCAGUAGCAGCAGAAGCAGCAGUAGAAGCAGAGGUGCCUGAAGAAGUAGCAGCCAAAAGAGCAGAAGCAGCAGUAGCAGCAGAAGCAGCAGAAGCAUCCGGCAAACUGGAAGGCAGUAUGCUGAAGGGCUUAGCUGCAGAUGUUGAAGGGGAUCAAAUUAAUCGACUUGUGCUGGAAGGGGCAAUUCAGGAGGAGAUGGUUCAGAAAGAUGAAGCACAAAAGCAGCGAGGAGACGGGGAUGGGGAGAGCGAGAACGAGAUUCCUUCAGAAUCGUCAUACCUUUCUUCUCAGUCCAUGCCUCCUCCUUCAGACUCCUCAAACAUCUCUAAACCCGCCAGAAAAUCCAACAAGUCUUGGUCGUUUCGAAGCGCAGUGGGCAUGCCUUGGAGUCCUGCGGGCGGGUCAGAUGAAAACAUUGACUCCCCCAGAUCGCAGUGGUUCGGGCAGGUGAAUAGAGGCGCUGGGAAGACAGGCCUGGGGGUCUCUUCUGAGGCAUCUGUGGGGAGCGGAGGGCAGGGGCUUUCUGUUUGCGCUGCAGCAGAAGAGGGGAAUCUGCAUGGCGAUGCUUUAGCUGAUGUGGCUGAAGGGGAGGAUGAGGAGGCAGAGGAGAGGUUUGCUGGUGGUUGUAGGGAAGGUUCGGAGGGGGCAAGGGAGCCAGAUAUGGGAGUCUGUGGUGAGGAGGAGGGUAAGGAGGAAGCAGGGGAAGGAGAGGCGGAGGAACGGAGGGAUGGGAUGGAAGGGAUGGGAGCUGCGAGCAAGCAGGUGGGCGCUGAUGCUGCUUCCCGGAAAGGGGUUGCUGAAAGGGGAACUGUUAUUGUCUCUAAGAAGGUGACUGGCAUUGGGAUUCCACCUGUGUGGAACGGGAUCUGUGAAAUGACCCCCAGACCACAGCGACCGGCCAGCAGAUUCGCAGUAGAUAGGGGUGCGGGCAUGGACAGUGCUGCUGCUGUUGCUGUGGUGGAUAGAGAGGAGAGGGGGAACGGGCCACUGUGUCCUGAUGGAUUGGAAGGGAGUGGGGCAGUGCGAGAAGGAAGUGGGGCUCCAGGCAAAGCUUCGUUUGGAAGUGUUGUGAAUGAUGGAUCUGGUACGCUUCUUGCAGCAUCGGAUCUGGAUGGGAACGCUGCAGAAGCGAAUCCAGAGGAGAAUUAUUCUGUGGAGUAUUCAGAGGAAGGUGGUACAAAAUCCGCUGGACAAUGGGGGUAUGUGCCAGGCCAGCGGCAGUAUGGAGAUGUUGUGACGGGUGUGGAGGGUGUGGAGGACCGUGCGGGGGCAGGUGAGGAGGAUGGGAGCUGUGGCUGGCAGUAUGUGCCACGUGCUAUGAGCCGGGGCGAGACAGGGAGUGGUGAUUGGGAAGAUGCUGGGGGUGAGGAGAGUGCUGGGAGGGAGGUGAAUGUGACUGGGGAGGGGGGAGGAUACAAGGAGGAGAGUGCUCGAGGGGAGGAGAAUAGUGGGCGGGAAGAGAGUGCAAGCAGGGAGGAGAGUGCAAGCAGGGAGGAGAGUGCAAGCAGGGAGGAGAGACAUGAGAGGAAGCAAAGGAGCAGGAAGCUGGGAGAUGGGGAGUGGGUGGAGCAGCCAGAGCCUGGGGUGUAUGUGACUCUGGCAAAGCUGCCUGGGGAAGGGACUGAGCUUCGUCGAAUCAGGUUCAGGUAA
This is a messenger RNA of Closterium sp. NIES-65, 7494 nucleotides long. The record is from the annotation of a GenBank genome assembly. NCBI's taxonomy places the organism in Eukaryota, Viridiplantae, Streptophyta, Zygnematophyceae, Desmidiales, Closteriaceae.